AUAAAUAAUAUAGUAAUACAGCAUUUCGCCGCUCUUUAAUUAGAUUUUUUUGGCCUUCGUCUCCGCUUCGUCUCGUCUCGUCUCACAACCGCCAGUCCACCACCAGCUCGCCGGAAUUCCCUCGCCGGAGAGGCGCUGCGGCUGCAUACCUAGGAGGAGGAGCGAAGAAUGGGGAGGAGUGGAGGGGUGCCCGCUGCCGCGCUCGCUCGCUAGGGUUAGGUGCGCGCGUGCGUGAGGAUGGAGCUCGCUCUCUGAGCUCGCCUCGCCCCCCAGCUGAGGGCAUUAGCUGUGCCGUCGCUGCGCGCUGGGUGAUCCGCCCUCCUGUGAGCUCCGGGGGAGCCGUUUUGGCUUGCGCCAUGGAGCCAUCUCUUCUGGGCGCGGCCACGGGUUGCGUGUUGUGGUAAGCUCCUGGCCGCGACAAGCUGAAGCGGAUCUCGACUGCCGAUCUGGUGCUAGCAGGAUGCCAGCUAGAAUCAUGGAGCAGAGGCACCACAUGCCCCCAUUCCACCUCCCCGUGGAGUCCGAAUCGUCUUCUCCCAUGUGAAAAAAGAUUCAUUGAUUUCGGGAAGUAGGUCUGCUGCAUCUUCUCCAGUCGAAAAGCCAAAGCCUAUUGGCCAAAGGUUGUGCAUCAAUUAGGGCUUAUGGAGCCAUACAAGUUGAUGGACCAGAAAACUCCCUUUGGUGAGCGCAAGUUGUUGGGCCAUCAAAGGCAUGUUAACCUGCCGCCAACCCCCUGGAGGGCUGAUCAAGAUCCUCUACAACAACAUGAUUCAUUUUCGAAGCCGUUGGCUUUAUUUCCUAAUGCUAGAAAGGGACAUUUAAAUAUGACCCAAUAUGAGAAUGGACUUUUCUCAAGCUCCCUUCCAGACAUUUUUGACAACAAAUUGAGACUAACACCUAAGAAUGGCCUUGUUGGCCAGCCAGCUGAAAAGGAAGUCAACCAUGCAGAUGACGAGCCUUUUGAAUUAACUCAGGAAAUUGAGGCACAAGUAAUUGGCAAUCUCCUCCCUGAUGACGACGACUUAUUGUCAGGUGUUCUUUAUAAUGUGGGUCACCCUGCCCGUGCUAAUAACAUGGAUGACAUUGAUGACGAUAUAUUCUCUACUGGAGGUGGAAUGGAAUUGGAAGCUGAUGAAAAUAACAAAUUGCUAAAACUUAACGGUGGAGCCAACACCGGUCAGACUGGGUUCAAUGGCCUACUGUAUGGUGAAAACCCCUCGAGAACCCUUUCCAUUAGAAACAUUAAUACCAAUGUUGAGGAUACUGAAUUGAAACUCCUAUUUGAGCAAUAUGGAGACAUCCGAACACUUUACACUGCCUACAAACAUCAUGGUUUAGUGAUGAUAUCUUACUAUGAUAUAAGAUCGGCAGAACGUGCCAUGAAAGCGCUUCAAAGCAAGCCAUUCAGGCAGUGGAAACUUGAGAUACAUUACUCCAUCCCAAAGGAGAACCCUUUGGAGAAUGAUAACAACCAGGGCACACUUGCAGUGAUUAACCUAGACCAGUCUGUAACUAAUGAUGAUCUUCGUCAUAUAUUUGGUGGCUAUGGUGAAAUCAAGGCGAUUCACGGGACAUCACAAAACGGCCAUCACAAAUACGUUGACUUUUUUGAUACCAGAGCAGCAGAAGCUGCACUUUAUGCUUUGAACAUGAGAGAUAUUGCAGGAAAGAAAAUCAGAUUAGAGCGCUGCUGCGCGGGCGACGGUAAACGUCUGACGACGCUACAUAGGCCUCCUGAGUUGGAGCAGGAAGAGUAUGGUGCAUGCAAGCUAGGAAAUGCAAACAGUCUGCCGUCAACUUACUACGGUUCUGUCAACAUGGCUUCCAUGACUUCCGCUGGUCCUGAACAUGGGAUCUCUCGGGUUCUGCGUCCCAGAGUUCAGCCACCAAUGCACCAAUUCAGGGAGGGAGCUUUCCUGGAUGUUCCCUCAAGUACUAUGCAAAGUAUAUCCUCUCCUGUUAGAAUUGCAACUGCAGUAACGCAUAACAACCGGUCGACUGUCGGUGAGAAUGGUCAUUCACUUGGAAAGAUGGGUGGACAGAUUAAUGGACACUUGAAUUAUGGAUUUCAUGGGGUCGGAGCUUUCAAUCCACAUUCCCUUCCUGACUUUCGCAAUGGCCAAAGUAAUGGUAUUUCUUGCAACUUAGGCACAAUAUCACCCAUUGGAGUUAAGAGCAACUCUAGAACUGCUGAAGGAAUGGAGAGCAGACAUCUUUACAAAGUUGGUUCUGCUAACCUUGGUGGUCAUUCUUCUGGUCAUACCGAAGCACCCGGGUUUUCAAGAACUGGAAGCUGCCCCCUUCAUGGCCACCAAGUAGCGUGGAAUAAUUCAAAUAACUCCCAUCAUCAUACCUCUUCUCCCAUGCUAUGGCCGAACUCAGGAUCAUUUAUCAAUAAUAUACCAUCUCGACCUCCCACGCAAGCGCAUGGAAUUUCAAGAACAUCUCGCAUGCUUGAAAAUGUCCUUCCAGUGAAUCAUCAUGUUGGAUCUGCACCAGCUGUCAAUCCAUCAAUUCUGGAUAGGAGAACUGGUUAUGCAGGGGAGCUGAUGGAAGCGCCAAGUUUCCAUCCUGGGAGUGCUGGAAGCAUGGGUUUCUCUGGUAGUCCGCAUCUGCAUCAGUUGGAGCUCACUAGCAUGUUUCCUCAGAGUGGAGGGAACCAAGCCAUGUCCCCUGCACACAUUGGUGCUCGAUCUCCUCAGCAGAGGGGGCAUAUGUUUCAUGGAAGGGGUCAUAUAGGUCCCCCUCCAUCUUCAUUUGAUUCACCAGGUGAACGUGCAAGGAGCCGAAGAAACGAGUCAUGUGCUAAUCAAUCGGAUAAUAAAAGGCAGUAUGAGCUAGACAUUGAGCGUAUAGUCUGCGGCGAGGAUUCCCGGACUACAUUAAUGAUAAAGAACAUCCCAAACAAGUACACCUCUAAGAUGCUUUUGACCGCUAUUGAUGAAAAUCACAAGGGAACUUAUGAUUUUAUCUAUCUUCCAAUUGACUUUAAGAAUAAAUGCAAUGUGGGCUACGCAUUCAUCAAUAUGAUAAGUCCUGAGCAUAUUGUUCCAUUCUAUAAGAUAUUCCAUGGGAAAAGGUGGGAGAAAUUCAAUAGCGAGAAGGUAGCAUCACUUGCAUAUGCUAGAAUCCAAGGAAAAUCAUCUCUAAUUGCGCACUUCCAAAAUUCAAGUUUGAUGAAUGAGGAUAAACGCUGCCGCCCUAUACUUUUCCACUCAGAUGGUCCAAACGCAGGGGAUCAAGAACCUUUUCCAAUGGGAACACACGUCCGUUCUAGGCCUGGGCGAUCCAGGGUUUUGAGCUGCGAAGAAAGUCACCGGGACACUCUGUCAUCUUCUGCCAACAAUUGGACUCCUUCCAACGGGGGCGGCCACGCUUCAGGCUACUCAAAGGAGGCUGACCCAACCACAGCUUGAAAGCUGAAGCACUAACCACAACAUCAACAUCCAACCUUUUGACAUUUGCAAUCCCAGUUUUCACAUUACCAUCCUUUCCCACCUCUUUUUGCUUGUGGUAUUUUCGGAGUCUGUAGCUAUUUAGUACUUCCUAUGUCGUGGGCUACCAGAGGCUCCUUAGAGGCUGCAAAUUUUGUCGCUGAGUAGAAGCAAGGGAACGGACGGAGGGUGCUCCCAGUUUCUCCUGAGCCUAUAUGCGUGUAUUAACUGAAGGCCGUGGAAGGCAAAACUCGUGGGGAGCUCUCUGAGAUUUUGGACUGUAAGGUGUAACCCAGCGUUGUACAGGGUUUCCUAGUAAGAAUGCAUGACGGGGACAGCCGACACUGUAUUGGUGCUGUUGUAUGAAAGGCAGGCUGUGCCCUGCUGCGUCUUUUGAAA
Aegilops tauschii subsp. strangulata is the source of this 3833-nucleotide messenger RNA. RefSeq names its product protein MEI2-like 4. NCBI's taxonomy places the organism in Eukaryota, Viridiplantae, Streptophyta, Magnoliopsida, Poales, Poaceae. The record is from RefSeq and is a predicted model, not a curated record. Gene Ontology annotation, molecular function: RNA binding.